Molecule: messenger RNA, 1059 nt
Organism: Vicugna pacos (alpaca)
Lineage: Eukaryota; Metazoa; Chordata; Mammalia; Artiodactyla; Camelidae
Gene: KCNS1
Product: potassium voltage-gated channel modifier subfamily S member 1
Biological process (GO): potassium ion transmembrane transport; protein homooligomerization; action potential
Cellular component (GO): membrane; voltage-gated potassium channel complex
Molecular function (GO): delayed rectifier potassium channel activity; protein binding
Source: RefSeq, a predicted model, not a curated record
GACGUGCAGCGCGAGCUGGCGCGCUACGGCGCGGCGCGCUGCGGGCGCCUGCGCCGCCGCCUCUGGCUCACCAUGGAGAACCCGGGCUACUCGCUGCCUAGCAAGCUCUUCAGCUGCGUCUCCAUCGGCGUGGUGCUCGCCUCUAUCGCCGCCAUGUGCAUCCACAGCUUGCCCGAGUACCAGGCCCGCGAGGCGGCGGCCGCCGUGGCCGCCGUGGCCGCGGGCCGCAGCGCAGAAGGCGUGCGCGACGACCCGGUGCUGCGGCACCUCGAGUACUUCUGCAUCGCCUGGUUCAGCUUCGAGGUGUCGUCGCGCCUCUUGCUGGCGCCCAGCACGCGCAACUUCUUCUGCCACCCACUAAACCUUAUCGACAUCGUGUCCGUGCUGCCCUUCUAUCUGACACUGCUGGCCGGCGCGGCACUCCGAGACCGGGGCGGUGCGGGCAGCGAGGAGCUCGGAGACCUGGGCAAGGUGGUGCAGGUGUUCCGUCUCAUGCGCAUCUUCCGCGUGCUGAAGUUGGCGCGCCACUCCACUGGGCUGCGCUCGCUGGGCGCCACGCUCAAGCACAGCUACCGUGAGGUGGGCAUCUUACUGCUGUAUCUGGCCGUGGGGGUAUCUGUGUUCUCCGGUGUGGCCUACACAGCCGAGAAGGAGGAGAACAUGGGCUUUGACACCAUCCCAGCCUGCUGGUGGUGGGGUACGGUGAGCAUGACCACGGUGGGCUACGGGGACAUAGUGCCGGUGACGGUGGCUGGCAAGCUGGCAGCCUCGGGCUGCAUCCUCGGGGGCAUCCUGGUGGUGGCGCUCCCCAUCACCAUUAUCUUCAACAAGUUCUCCCACUUCUACCGGCGGCAGAAGGCUCUGGAGGCUGCCGUGCGCAACAGCGGCCACCAGGAGUUUGAGGACUUGCUGAGCAGCGUCGAUGGGGUGUCGGAGGGAUCGCUGGAAACAUCCCGUGAGACCUCGCAGGAGGGAAAGUCUGAAGACCUGGAGGCCUAGGCCUCCAAUGGGCCUCCUAACUCUCAGGUUUAUUAAAACCAGGGCUCCAGGUCCCCCUUC